AACAGAAAAUGACUGGAAUCUUUGUCAUCAUGGACCAUUCCAAGGAUAAUCUCUCAUCGUCAAGAAUAAGGACAGUCUUGUUUGAACAAACGGGAAAGAGUGGAAAACAGGCGUCUCAUUUAUCAGUCGCAAGGACACUUUUACAUUUAACUCCAAAACAUAAAUUCUAGAACAACCUAUGUAUUUAAAAAUCUUUACAGUACUGAGCUUUCCACCACAUAUCUCAUAUCCUCACUCGCACGCGAAUACAAUUAAUGAUGGUGAGGAGGAGGAGGAGUUUAUCAUCUCCAUGCUGGGUACUACAUACAUUUCUCUUACUGAUUCUGUUGAUUGUCACCCAUGUAUCAUCAGAAGAAUCCACUGUGUUUCCGGAGAACAUCCGAUUCGACACAGGAGGGUUAAGCAGGGAAAGUUUUCCAAAGGAUUUUGUAUUUGGAACUGCAACAUCAGCUUAUCAAGUUGAAGGAAUGGCAAAGAAAGAUGGUAGAGGACCCAGUAUCUGGGAUGUCUAUGUUAGAAUUCCUGGUAACAUUGCAAACAAUGCUACAGCAGAUGUCACUGUGGAUCAGUACCAUCGCUACAAAGAAGAUGUAGAUGUCAUGAAAAAUCUCAACUUCGACGCUUACCGUUUCUCUAUCUCAUGGUCUAGGAUCUUUCCAUAUGGAACUGGGAAGGUGAAUUGGAGGGGUGUUGCUUAUUACAACAGGUUGAUCGACUACAUGCUCAAGCAAGGCAUUACUCCAUACGCAAAUCUCUAUCACUACGAUCUUCCUUAUGCACUUGAAAAGAAGUACAAAGGGUUACUAAACCAUGAUGUUGUGAAAGAUUAUGCAGAUUUUGCUGAUUUUUGUUUCAAGACGUUCGGUGAUAGAGUCAAAAACUGGAUCACAUUCAAUGAACCUAGAGUAGUUGCUGCCUUGGGGUACGAUAAUGGAUUCUUUGCUCCUGGGAGGUGUUCUAAACCGUUCGGAAACUGCGCAGAAGGGGAUUCCUCGACUGAACCGUACAUUGUCGCCCAUCAUCUCAUAUUGUCUCAUGCGGCUGCAGUUCAGAGGUACCGUCAAAAGUAUCAGGCAAAACAAAAAGGAAGGAUAGGGAUUCUGUUGGAUUUUGUGUGGUACGAACCUCUUACAGAUUCAAAAGCCGAUCACCGAGCUGCUCAUAGAGCAAGAGACUUUCAUCUUGGGUGGUUUCUUCACCCAAUCGUAUACGGAGAGUAUCCAAAGUCAAUGCAAAGGAUUGUGGGAGAGAGACUCCCCAAGUUCACCAAGUCGGAAGUUAAAAUGGUGAAAGGCUCGAUGGAUUUCUUAGGAGUUAAUCAAUACACUACUUACUACAUGUAUGAUCAACACGUAAACAAGAACCAGGUCAGAGGCUAUCAGUUGGAAUGGCAUACUGGAUUUGCUUAUGAACGUAACGGAGUACCAAUCGGACCACGUGCACAUUCCAAUUGGCUUUACGAAGUACCCUGGGGUAUGUACAAAGCUCUGACCUAUGUUAAGGAGCACUAUGGAAAUCCUAACGUAAUUCUUUCGGAGAAUGGCAUGGACGAUCCCGGUAAUGUUACACUUCCCAAGGCAUUGCAUGACACUAGAAGAAUGAAUUUUUACAAGACUUAUUUGAUUCAACUCAAGAAAGCAAUCGACCAUGGAGCCAACGUCACUGGAUACUUUGCCUGGUCUCUGCUUGACAACUUCGAAUGGAAAAUAGGUUACACGUCAAGGUUCGGUAUUGUGUAUGUCGACUACAACAACUUGAAAAGGUACCCAAAAAUGUCAGCUUAUUGGUUCAAAACACUGCUCCGCCGAAAGAAGCAUUAAGUGCCUGAUUCGUUUUGAUGGUAGAUCUUUGCUUUCCGUUUCAACUUUAGCCUAGCGCAGUUGUGGAUCUUAUGUCUUCAGUAGAACUUGGGGGGUUCGUGGUAUGUAUCAGUACUUGUUGGGGUAUUAUUCUUCGACACUUGGAAUGUGGCUUUUCUGAACUUACCUGUAACUUGUAAGCGGUAAUUGCUACAAUUUAAAUAAAGAACAAAGAUUAAGACUUC
Molecule: messenger RNA, 2044 nt
Organism: Papaver somniferum (opium poppy)
Lineage: Eukaryota; Viridiplantae; Streptophyta; Magnoliopsida; Ranunculales; Papaveraceae
Product: beta-glucosidase 44-like
Exons: 2
Coding region: 255-1820 (521 amino acids)
Biological process (GO): carbohydrate metabolic process
Molecular function (GO): beta-glucosidase activity
Source: RefSeq, a predicted model, not a curated record